Messenger RNA from Canariomyces notabilis, 810 nucleotides. RefSeq lists its product as uncharacterized. The transcript has 2 exons. The coding region runs from base 1 to 810 and encodes 269 amino acids. The record is from RefSeq and is a predicted model, not a curated record. Lineage: Eukaryota; Fungi; Ascomycota; Sordariomycetes; Sordariales; Chaetomiaceae.
AUGAAGUCGACCGCCGUUUUUGCCAGCCUGCUGGCUUCUGCCGCUCUCGUCCAGGGCCGUGCCCACGGCCACGGUCAUCCCCAUCGCAGACAUGUCCAUGGCCACCACGAGAAGCGCGGCAUCGUGACGGACUGGGUCACCGAGACCAUAUACGAGACGGUAACGCUGCUUGUUGACGAGAGCACUACCGAGACCAUCAUGCCUACGUCCAAGUUCACCCCGCCUGUUGAAGGCCCCUCGAGCACGACGACGACCAGCGCGCAAGGCGGCCAGUUCUAUGAGACUUCUCAGGCGCAGCAAGCUCCCCCAUCCAGCACAGCGGAGCCCGUUGUGGUGGCGCCUCCUCCCGUGAUUGAGUCGUCUUCCACCCCUCCGGCGGCUGCGCCGGCCCCGACCACGUCGUCGAGCAGCCCGCCGCCCCCUCAGACCAGCAGCAGCAGCGGCAGCGGCUCUGGCGGCGGAUCAAGUGGCGGCGGCGGGUCUAGUGGCGGGGCCACGCAGUACGCCGGCGACCUGACCUACUACGCCCUGGGCCUGGGCGCGUGCGGCUGGGACGACAGUGGCAAGGACCACAGCGAGAACAUUGUCGCCCUCUCGCACCUGCUGAUGGGCACGCAAUCCAACGGCAACCCCUACUGCGGCAAGACCAUCACCGUCAGCUACGGCGGCAAGACGGUCACGGCAACGGUCCGCGACAAGUGCAUGGGCUGCGCCAUUGACCACAUUGACAGCUCCGAGAAGAUGUUCCUCGAGCUCUUUGGAGACCUCGGCGUCGGCCGCCAGAAAGUCACGUGGUGGUUCAACAACUAG